This is a messenger RNA of Fusarium redolens, 401 nucleotides long. RefSeq lists its product as uncharacterized. The record is from RefSeq and is a predicted model, not a curated record. Gene Ontology annotation, molecular function: nucleic acid binding. Lineage: Eukaryota; Fungi; Ascomycota; Sordariomycetes; Hypocreales; Nectriaceae. The coding region runs from base 133 to 288 and encodes 51 amino acids. The transcript has a single exon.
CUAUAUCAGGACAUAAACACGGAUGAGAUCGAGUGUAACUUGUAUAAAAUGUUUGUUUAUGAGGAGGGAAAGAGAGCCCUAAGGGAAACUCCGACUUAAGUCAUAUACACAAUAUUCCCUCAUCUAGAGCUCAUGAAAAAUAACGAGUUCAAUAAGUCAGAACUGAUAAGAUGCGUUAAGUUGGCGUGGGCAGCAAUUACAACCGAUCAGAUUAACGCCCUUAUCGACUCUCUUCCGCAUCGGAUUGACGCCUGCAUUCGCACACGCGGAUGGUAUACCAAAUAUUAAAGAGAAAAAUCAGGGCUUCAAAAUGAUAUAUAAAACACCAAAAUUGACCGUCAAUUAAUAUAUUUCUUUAUAUGCGAAUUUAUCGCAUCCAAAUGAAUUCAGUUGGUUUAGGG